GCUACUACGAGCUGGAGAGAAGACGCAUGCGUACUGAAUUGAAGCAUCCAGUCGGGGGAGAAAAAAGCCUUAUGUGCCAUCGGAUGUAAUCAAGGCAAAGAAUUACCUCUUCUCGCUGUGCAUACAUGGUGAAUUUCCCAUGGGAUCAGAGCGGAUGGAGAUGCGAAAGAGGCAGAUGUCGGUGCAGCAGGAGUCGGCAGCGGGGGGAACUGCACCGGCCCAGCAGGGCCAGCCGGUCCAGGCCAACCCACGGGGCUCAAAUGCAUGUUGCUUCUGCUGGUGCUGCUGCUGUAGCUGUUCCUGGAAUGAAGACCGGGAUGAAAGGAACCGAAAGGCUUCUUAUGACGUCAAGGAAGGGAACGCAGACUGUGAAGACUGCCCGAAGCCCACGCUGGAGGACGUGCGCUUGUGGGGGCAGUCGUUUGACAAGCUAAUGUGUUGCCCAGCGGGGAGGAACUCCUUCCGACAGUUUCUUCGCACCGAGUUUAGCGAGGAGAACAUGCUCUUCUGGUUAGCCUGUGAGGAGUUCAGCAAAGACCCCAAUAAGAGUGCGGUAGAGGAGAGGGCUCGGGUCAUCUAUGAGGACUACAUCUCCAUUCUCUCGCCUAAAGAGGUGAGCCUUGACUCCCGUGUGCGUGAGACGAUCAACAGGAACAUGCAGGAACCCAACUUGCACACAUUUGAAGAUGCCCAGCUGCAGAUCUACACGUUAAUGCAAAGAGACUCGUAUCCCCGCUACAUGAACUCCGCAGCCUACAAAAACCUGCUCAACACUCUGUCAGAGCAGUCCCCUGAAUCAUAGGGUGGUGAUGACCUGUCAUAUUUUAACUCUCUUUAUCCCCCCCUUCCUCCCCAUCCUAAUUCCCUUUUUUCACUUUUCUUUAUAUGUUCAGUGUAGGAUUACAUAAACCGGGCCUCUGGCCCAGCCCCUCCCAGGGAUCUCAGCGCUAUUGUGAUCUGCACCUGACUGAAGACACUCAGGUCUCAAAAUCUCCCGAGGGCUCGACAUCACAAGUACUGCUACAGAUCAACAUAGCAAAACAGUCCAAAGGAUUAUGACUACAUUUUGUUUCUGCUUUUUUUUUUCUUUUGAUAGAAAUAAUCUAUUUUAUUUGUGUUCAGUUUUUUAUGGUCUGUUGUUUUUUGUAUGAUUGUUUGGGGGGGGGAAAUGAUUCCUACUGUAGACAUAUAUAUUUAUGAGUUUGUAAAUAGUAAAAAUUGAAUUGUGGGUAUUUUAUGUAGAAAAAACGCCUGGUUCGAUUUACUGCGUAUGAAAAUCAAAGCUCAAGUCAAAGGCUACGUGUUAGCUCUACUUGCAGGCAGCUUUGUGGGGUAUUGUAUGAUUUUACCUUGGUUUCACCCUGUUUUGUUACCUAGCCUCACACUUUGGUACCUUUGACCAUGACUUGGCAACUCCAGUUAGUGUAGAAACUGUGCGUGAGUGAAACUGCUGUAAGCGUGGUUAUCAGUGAAGUAACAGGAAGUGACGGUAGCUCUUGUCACAGUGUGCAGUUUGUUUCCGUAAGCAACUGAAGUCAAUGAUGGAAGGGUAUUUGAACUUUCUUUAUUAAAUCUUAACCACAGAAGAUUACCUAUUCAAGACAGCAUUAUUUUAUUCAAGUGUUACUCAAUGCACACCUCAUAGGUUUAAUAUAGUUUACCAGUGGGACAUAAGAACCUAAGUUAUUAAAUUUACCACAUAAAGUAUUUUUGUAAUAUCUAUUGCCAAUACAGAAAAUACAUCAAGUACAAAUGAUAUUCCUAUGGUGGAAUAAACUAUACUGUUAAGUCACUGUUAGAAAAUGUAGAAAUAUGGGUUUAUUUUAUGGGUCUGUAAUUUCCUAAUAAUUUCUGGAGUUUCGAAAGUAAUUUGCUACUGAUUUUGGGUGGAAAUAAGAAUUUCCUUGAAAGAAACGACAUUUUGGGAAAUAUGCUUAUUCGCUUGCUAGAGUUAGAUGGGAGGAUUUAUACCUUUCUGAUAUCUGUUCACUAAAUGUAAAGCUACAGCCAGAGGCUGGUUAGCUUAGCACAAAGACUUAAAACGGGGAAAGAGCUAGUCUGGCUCUGUAUAAAGGUAACAACAUCUACCUAUCAGCAGCUCUAAAGCUUGAUAAUU
This is a messenger RNA of Perca flavescens (yellow perch), 2116 nucleotides long. RefSeq names its product regulator of G protein signaling 20 (gene rgs20). Bases 140 to 802 code for a protein of 220 amino acids. NCBI's taxonomy places the organism in Eukaryota, Metazoa, Chordata, Actinopteri, Perciformes, Percidae. The transcript is spliced from 5 exons. The record is from RefSeq and is a predicted model, not a curated record.